Molecule: messenger RNA, 471 nt
Organism: Gaeumannomyces tritici R3-111a-1
Lineage: Eukaryota; Fungi; Ascomycota; Sordariomycetes; Magnaporthales; Magnaporthaceae
Exons: 3
Coding region: 1-471 (156 amino acids)
Source: RefSeq, a predicted model, not a curated record
AUGAUGCCGGAGAGACGAAGUGCUCUCGGUAAAAGCGUUUCGGUCGCGGUCCCAACUGUAGAACGACCCGAGAGCGAAAGACAAAGGGCGACGUCCUCGGAAUCCCUCGCGCACGCGAACAAAGAAGGUGCUUGGUUGGCGGCGAAUCGGGGAUGGCGAGUUUGCGAGCUGGACGCGGCUGCACCACUGAGCCGACUGGCGAGUCGUGUCAGCCAGCGUGCCAGCCACAUGGGUCAGAGCUUGGGUCCACUUUGUCGCUCAUCAGCCAGGGAACCAGCACGAGCCAUCCCUGUAGUAUCUGGUCACGUGAGCUCACCAAAAGACGGAGGGAGACCUUUGCCUGAUGUUGCCGGCUACUCGGGGUUUGGGAAUAAAAGGAAAAUAUAUAGUAUAUGGACAGUAUAUACGUUUUAUUGUAAAAAAAUGUUAACGUUAAAAAAAAGCUUAAUUAAUAAAUUUUAUUAUUAUUAA